AUUGCGCAGCUGGGUGUGAGAUGGUGCAUCGAGAACAUCUCGGCAACAUUGUUUAUUUCCGUCGCGUGCAGUGACUGUUUGAUUAACUAUUAUAAUUAAUUAUAAUACCAGAUCGCAGUCUGUCAGAGUUAUCGAUCAAAUAAAGAGGUCGUACGGGCGCUUUUACUCGUUGUAGAGACCAGAUGAGCGCAUUGGUGCUGCUGAAGUGUGUAGCCGCUAACAAGAUUCACAAGAAAACCCUCAGAACUGGACUAAUAAAGACUCGUUCAUUCGCAGCACACAGAGCAGUGCUGGUGUGGACUCUUCGCUGUCCUGCUGAAGCGAGUUUGAUCCGCACACAGGAGCGAAACGCAGCGCAGGAUGUCCAUCACAAACACUCCCACCAGCAAUGACGCGUGCCUGAGCAUCGUGCACAGUCUGAUGUGCCACCGGCAGGGCGGCGAGAGCGAGACCUUCGCCAAGCGCGCCAUCGAGAGCCUGGUGAAGAAGCUGAAGGAGAAGAAAGAUGAGCUUGAUUCCCUGAUCACCGCCAUCACCACUAACGGAGCACAUCCCAGCAAAUGUGUGACCAUACAGAGGACAUUAGAUGGACGGCUGCAGGUGGCGGGCCGUAAAGGAUUCCCUCAUGUGAUUUAUGCACGGUUAUGGCGAUGGCCUGAUCUUCAUAAGAACGAGCUGAAGCAUGUCAAAUACUGCCAGUUCGCCUUCGACCUGAAGUGUGACAGCGUCUGUGUCAACCCCUACCACUACGAGAGGGUCGUGUCUCCAGGAAUAGAUCUGUCUGGCCUCACACUGUCAGGCUCUGGUCCGUCAGCGCUUAUGGUGAAGGAUGAGUAUGAUUAUGACGGGCCGCCGUCUCUACCCAGCACCGAGGGACACAUGCAGACCAUCCAGCACCCUCCGUCUCGCGCCGUGACCCAGGAGCCCUUCAGCACGCCCGCCCUGCUCCCGCCAGCAGAGGGCAGCAGCUCCGCCUCCAGCUCUGCCUUCUCCAGCAUCGCCGUCGGAUCCACAACUCAGUCCAGUAGUGUGCUCUCAGGAAGCCACAGCAGUGAUUCUCUGCUGCAGAUUGCGUCAGGCACAGGGCAGGGCUCACAGCAGAAUGGCUUUCCUCCAGGCCAGACCUCCACAUACCACCACAAUCCCACCUCCACCUGGAGCAGGAACAGUAACUUCACCCCCAGCGUGCCUCACCAUCAGAACGGGCAUCUGCAGCAUCACCCGCCCAUGGCUCAUCCGGCACACUACUGGCCUGUUCACAAUGAAAUCGCAUUUCAGCCGCCGAUAUCCAACCACCCUGCUCCUGAAUACUGGUGCUCCAUCGCCUACUUCGAGAUGGAUGUUCAGGUGGGCGAGACCUUCAAAGUGCCCUCUUCCUGCCCCAUCGUGACAGUGGAUGGGUAUGUGGACCCAUCUGGAGGAGACCGCUUCUGCCUCGGCCAGCUCAGCAACGUCCACAGAACAGAGGCCAUCGAGAGGGCGAGACUGCACAUCGGGAAGGGCGUCCAGCUGGAGUGUAAAGGUGAAGGAGACGUGUGGGUUCGCUGUUUGAGCGAUCACGCUGUCUUCGUCCAGAGCUACUACCUGGACCGUGAGGCGGGACGCGCACCUGGAGACGCCGUGCACAAGAUUUACCCCAGUGCAUACAUCAAGGUGUUUGACUUGCGUCAGUGCCACAGGCAGAUGCAGCAGCAGGCAGCGACGGCUCAGGCAGCAGCAGCCGCUCAGGCAGCAGCAGUGGCUGGAAACAUCCCUGGACCCGGAUCUGUAGGAGGAAUCGCUCCUGCUAUCAGUUUGUCUGCGGCCGCUGGUAUCGGUGUGGAUGACCUGCGCCGGCUCUGUAUUCUGCGCAUGAGCUUCGUGAAGGGCUGGGGUCCCGAUUACCCGCGGCAGAGCAUUAAAGAGACGCCCUGCUGGAUCGAGAUCCAUCUGCACCGCGCGCUGCAGCUGCUGGACGAGGUUCUGCACACCAUGCCCAUCGCAGAUCCCACGCCGUUAGACUGACACACACACUCUCAUGCUGGACCGCAAGACUGUGCGAACGAAUGCAGAGGCCGAUCAGGGUCAGAGGUCACGGCACACACAUGCACACAGACCGACAGAUGCUGCAUUUCUUUCUUUCUGUGUGAUUUUACCAUUUUCACCCUUGACAGUGUUUCUCCAUGGAGAGGUGCAUGCUGGGAUACAGCUCAGACGGUUGCUUUAUUUCUGCUUUCA
Danio aesculapii is the source of this 2217-nucleotide messenger RNA. It is a transcript of the gene smad4a, whose product is annotated as SMAD family member 4a. The coding region runs from base 361 to 2004 and encodes 547 amino acids. The transcript has 12 exons. Gene Ontology annotation, molecular function: I-SMAD binding; DNA-binding transcription factor activity, RNA polymerase II-specific; RNA polymerase II cis-regulatory region sequence-specific DNA binding. The record is from RefSeq and is a predicted model, not a curated record. NCBI's taxonomy places the organism in Eukaryota, Metazoa, Chordata, Actinopteri, Cypriniformes, Danionidae. Gene Ontology annotation, biological process: regulation of transcription by RNA polymerase II; SMAD protein signal transduction; anatomical structure morphogenesis. Gene Ontology annotation, cellular component: heteromeric SMAD protein complex.